AUGCUUGGGAUUGUGUUUGGGUUGGAGAGAUUUGAGAUGUAUACCUAUGGUAGGAAGAUCUAUGUAGAAACAGUUCACAAACCUCGUGCAUCCAUCAUGCUCAAAAGUCUGCUAAGCGCACCUAAACGCUUACAGAGAAUGCUUCUACGGAUCCAGAUGUUUGACCUGAAAGUGAACUACAAGAAAGGAUCUCAAAUGUAUGUAGCAGACACCUUGAGUCGUGCAUACUUACCUCAAUCCAAAUCCAAAGAAUCCAAUGACUCAAGUGACAUCUUCAAUGUUGAUCACAGAUCCUCUACUGAGCUGGAAACUGAAACAAUUUUAAUGAAGGAUUAUGUUAAUGUCUCAGACAAAACCUUGUCACAGAUACAGACCGCAACUCGGUCAGAUGUAAACAUGCAAAAUCUGAAGAGGAUAAUUCUGCAGGGAUGGCCUGAAAACAAACUGAACUCACCUGUUGCGGUAAGAGAUUAUUUCACAUUCCGGGAGGAAUUAUCAGAGCAAGACGACGUCAUCUUCAAGGGUGAACGUAUACUGAUUCCAAAUAACUUGCGACCAGAAACAAUGGAAAGGAUACACGCAAGUCACAUUGGUAUCCAAGGAUGUAUCAGGAGGGCUCGUGAACUCGUCUACUGGCCAAACAUGGUAAAAGACCUGACUGAUUAUAUAAGUAAAUGUGAGAUAUGCAACAGUGCACAACAAGAGCAAGGGAGAGAACCGCUCAUGAGUCAUGCAAUUCCAUCUCGCCCAUGGGAGAAGAUAGCAUGUGACCUGUUCGAAUUUGAAAAUCAUGAUUACCUACUUACAGUCGACUACGUCUCUGACUAUUUCGAAGUCGUUCGUCUUCAAGGUAAAGAUUCCAAAGAAGUGAUAGGCAAACUGAAGUAUCAACUAGCUCGUCAUGGAAUACCGGACCAGCUCAUGUCGGACAACAGACCACCUUUCAAUUCCGAAUCAUUUGCUGUGUUUGCUGAAAACUACAAAUUUGAGCAUGUCACAUCAUCACCAAGGCAUCCUCAGUCAAAUGGUAAAGUUGAAAAUGCUGUAAAAACAGUAAAGAGACUCUUGACAAAAUCCAAGCUUGCUAAAACUGACCCAUUUCUAUCUCUAUUAGAUUGGAGAAAUGUGCCUACCGAAGGUAUUGGUACGUCACCAGUUCAAAUGCUGUAUGGUAGGAGAACUAAGACACUUCUUCCAACAUCACCUAAAUUGCUGAAAUCAAGAAAAGGUGAAAAUGAAAAAUUAAAAUUGCUGAAAAGAAAAGUAAAGCAAGCAAAAUACUACAAUAGAUCUGCACAUCCACUGCGCAUGUUAAAGACAGGUGAAACAGUGAGAGUUCAGCCCUACAACAUUAACAGUGGAAAAAAGCAUCUGUCGAGGAACAACUGGGAGAGAGAUCAUAUGAAGUGA
Haliotis rufescens (red abalone) is the source of this 1410-nucleotide messenger RNA. RefSeq lists its product as uncharacterized. The transcript has a single exon. Gene Ontology annotation, molecular function: nucleic acid binding. The coding region runs from base 1 to 1410 and encodes 469 amino acids. Gene Ontology annotation, biological process: DNA integration. The record is from RefSeq and is a predicted model, not a curated record. NCBI's taxonomy places the organism in Eukaryota, Metazoa, Mollusca, Gastropoda, Lepetellida, Haliotidae.